UGAAAAAAAAAUUGAACGAUUUUUGGGUCCGAUCGUGGGAAACGCACUAUGUUCGACAAAUUUGAGGCUGCACCAUUCCAUGGCAGAGGCCAUCGAGCCUCUAAAACGGUGGGGAAGAGUUACUUCGUCGUUGCCGAAGCGGCAUGCCUUGGUAGUUCUCGUCCUCGCUUGGGUAUUUUUCCUCCAGCUCUCUGGCCUUUCUCUCUUCACGAGAGGGUUCCUCUUAACUCGGUUAGCCCUUGAAACGAAAUCCUCCUGUGAACCGACAAAGGAGUGUUCCCUGGGGGCUACUCACAAAAGGGCCCUUUUUCUCAUCAUCGACGCUUUGCGAUUCGACUUCAUCUCCCCGAACCCACCUUUGCCGACAUCGCGAUAUUCCCACAAUGUCCUUACUUUACCACGGGAGCUGACUGAAGCUUAUCCAACACACUCGUUCAUAUUCAAUGCAUUUGCGGAUCCACCAACGGCGACGCCUCAGAGGAUCAAAGCUCUCAUGACUGGAUCAUUACCAACUUUUGUAGAUAUUGGGUCAAGUUUUUCGGCUUCAGCCAUUGAAGAAGACAAUCUCAUUUUCCAGAUGCGUGCUGCCAACAGGAACGUGGCGUUCGCUGGCGAUGACACUUGGAUGCAUACUUUCGCGAAUUCCUUCGCCCAAAACAUGACUUUCCCUUAUGAUUCUUUCAAUGUGGAGGACUUGCAUUCUGUUGACGAAGGAGUGAUUCGCCACCUAUUUCCGCUGCUUGCCGCUGGAGAAAACUGGGGUCUCAUGAUUGGCCACUUCUUGGGAGUUGACCAUGUUGGGCACAGGUUAGGACCAGAUCAUCCGGCUAUGAGGUCAAAACUUGAACAAAUGGAUGACGUAUUGCGACGGGUUGUCAAUGAAAUGGAUGACGACACGCUCCUGGUUGUCCUUGGUGACCAUGGUAUGGACGCAAAAGGCGACCACGGCGGCGAUGGAGAUUUGGAAACCUCCGCGGCGAUGUGGGUAUACAGCAAAAGCGUUCCUCUUUCCGAUGGAUCAGCAAACGUACCAUCUCUAAUGCGCAGCACCCGCACCUUCCCGAGGUCUUCAGCUCCUCAUCGGUCCAUUCAGCAGAUUGACAUUCUUCCGUCCAUUGCAUUCUUGUUGGGUUUACCAAUCCCGUUCAACAAUCUUGGUUCGAUCAUCCCCGAGUUCUUCAUGCGAUCUACCACCUCUUCCUACUUCUCAACUCCUACGUACAUCCUCGACGAUGUCAUGCGACUCAACGCCAAGCAAGUGCUUUCGUACUUGCGCGCUUACGCGACGAGUCCUUCAGGUGGAGAACUUCAGGAUACGAUUGCUGCGUUGGAAACCGCUUAUUCUGAGGCGGAAUCGUUGAGCGGUAGAGAUGCUACCCUAGCAUUCUUUUCUUUCACCCGUCAGGCUCUGACCCACUGCCGUUCGUUGUGGGCUCAGUUCAACAGUGUAUUGAUGAUGACUGGGCUCGUUAUCUUGGUUGGCUGUCUACCUGUCUUGGCAGUUUUAUAUUAUUCGCUUGCGAAUUGUAGGGAUUCGUGGGAAGAGGUGGGUCAGGGGGUCAUUAUAUUGGGAUGGGGAAGUGCUGUCAUCGGAGCACUGGUUGGAGUGUUAGCAACGAGCCUUCGCGCACGAUAUGCGUUAUCAUGGUAUAAGCUUUCGGCAAUGGACAUCAUUCUUGCUUCCUCUACCGUCACUUCCCAAUUCGCAAUGCUCGUUGUCAACCUGCCAUCAAUCCUCCCGAACGCUCGAAGACACCUGUGGACAGCUUCCAAGUCAAAAACCAUCUUUCCAGUUAUUGUGACCUUACUUCAUUCUAUCUCAUUCACAUCUAAUUCUUUUAUUUUAUGGGAAGAUAAAAUGACGCUCUUCCUACUGGCAUCAUUAGUCCUCCCUUCAGUCGUCGCUGCGUUCUCAGUACCGUUAAUUACCCUUCGUCGGCGCAUCCUCUUCUUGUCAGCAGUAUUGACUGCUCUCUUUCGCUUGUCAUCCUUCAGUACUGUCUGUCGCGAGGAGCAACAUCCGUAUUGCCAUGUCACCUUUUAUUCGUCGUCGACACGCCCUUUGUCUCCAACUCUUGUGGUGCUCCUCUCACUUCCAAUUGCGUAUUACCUCCCUUAUUUAAUCCUUCAAAGAUUCCUAGCGCCAUCUAAAUCCGAUAAAGGCGCGGCACCCUUCAUUGUUGGGACUUUAUGGAAGUAUUGUCUUCUUGGUGCGACCAUUUAUUGGCUUAUGGAGUGGUCCGAAAGUUUCUUUGCGGAUGCAUUAUCCUUCGGGUGGUUACAGUUGAGCCUUUCUGUUCGCACCGUCAUCGCUAGAACUGUGCUUGGUGGGACAUUGUUUGGGGGAUAUGCCUAUUGGUGGUCCGCCCCGCUCAACGUCGAGUUGCGCGAAGAAGAUGCGAACGGGACAGACGCUAUGUCUAGCGGGAGGGAGGGAAAGCAAAUCGUUAUAUUGGGAUGGGCGAACAUGUAUGGGUCAAUGUACUUGAUGUUCAUUUUGCCCCUUUUCGGUUUGUUGUGGCUUGUGACGCAAUUAACUGGCCAAGUGGUCCUUUCCUUGGGUCUAGCGAGUAUCAUGUGUUUUGUGGAAUUGGUUGAUGCCGAGCGGGAUGCGCGGACAUUACGUACCUCCGUGGAAAGAGUCAGUGGAGACGGAAACUCAUCCUUUGCAUCAGAUGCUACCAAUGGUGGCUCUUCGCCUGUUAUGUCCUCCUCGGAUCCUGCGAGAAGCCCAACCCUGGCGGAACCAGUAAUCCUUUCCCUCCUCGCUCAUCUUAUCUUCUUCGGUACAGGCCAUCAGGCUACUUUCUCGUCAAUACAAUGGAAAACGGCUUUCGUUGGUUUCCCUACUCUUACAUAUCCUUUCUCUCCAGCCCUCGUCUCGCUUAACACAUUUGGACCCUUUUUGUUAGCUCCUUUGGCCGCUCCGCUCCUUGCUACAUGGGCGAUAUCACCGCCCCAAAAAGGCCGCGUGCUCGUCUUGUCCGACUCGCUCCGUAUUUCCGUCGGUGUCAUCAUAUAUUUCACUUCAGUCCUCAUUGGCACUGCUACUAGCGCUGCGAUUCUAAGGCGGCAUUUGAUGGUAUGGAAGGUAUUUGCCCCGCGCUUUAUGUUGGCUGGCGUAGUGACUGUCGUGGUUGAUAUUGGUGUUGCACUGGCUUUGCUCGUUGGCGGAAAGAGAGGCGUCGAUAAAGUGCGAGAAAUAUUUACAACAGAUGCAUAAAGGGUGUACGCUACCGUUUGUUCAAUUCCUCGGUCGCCAGAGCUCCAUGGAACGGGGGACAGCUAGUGAUCAUUGCACUGAUUGGGCAUAUAUCAGGAGCUAGGCGGUCGCCCGGGGGACUUGAGCAUAUUCUUAAUGAAGGACAAUAGAACCAG
This is a messenger RNA of Cantharellus anzutake, 3378 nucleotides long. RefSeq lists its product as uncharacterized. The transcript is spliced from 2 exons. Gene Ontology annotation, molecular function: mannose-ethanolamine phosphotransferase activity. The record is from RefSeq and is a predicted model, not a curated record. Gene Ontology annotation, biological process: GPI anchor biosynthetic process. Gene Ontology annotation, cellular component: endoplasmic reticulum membrane. Lineage: Eukaryota; Fungi; Basidiomycota; Agaricomycetes; Cantharellales; Hydnaceae. The coding region runs from base 80 to 3223 and encodes 1047 amino acids.